AUGGACGACAGCGAGAUUUACAUGAAAAUGCAGAUCGUAAAACCGGACUCACCGUCUCCAUCGAGAGCUGCACAUGAACAGGAGCCGAAACAGAAAAUCGGAAAUAGACGGUACCGUCAGAUCUGUCUACUCUGCAUCGUUGCGGCCGCCCUCAUCGUGAUUGUGGUCGGAAUCCCGGUUCAUGAUCAAACGUGUUCCCAUGACUGGAUCAGAAAUGAAGACCGGUGUUAUUUCAUGUCCACGUUGGAAACAUCUUACGAUGAAGCGAAGGAACGUUGUUCCAACUUUGAUGCAUGGCUGCUGAAAAUAAAUUCAGAACAAGAGGAGAAUGUUGUGUCCAACGCCGUCGUCCAUCCAUUCAGAACAUACUGGAUUGGAAGAUGCGAAAACGGGGAAGAGGCUUCUAGCCUUAUGUACAGGGAUUACAUGGAAGCGUCCUUCUGCGUUAACUGCGACUCGCACGAACGGAAGGAACUUUGCAAUCGUCAACACCGUUUCAUCUGCGAGAAGCGUCCAUAUUUGGACAAGGAUCUCUGCUAA
Hypanus sabinus (Atlantic stingray) is the source of this 540-nucleotide messenger RNA. RefSeq names its product killer cell lectin-like receptor subfamily G member 1. The record is from RefSeq and is a predicted model, not a curated record. Bases 1 to 540 code for a protein of 179 amino acids. The transcript is spliced from 5 exons. Gene Ontology annotation, biological process: cellular response to molecule of fungal origin; positive regulation of cell migration; phagocytosis, recognition. Gene Ontology annotation, molecular function: (1->3)-beta-D-glucan binding; pattern recognition receptor activity. Lineage: Eukaryota; Metazoa; Chordata; Chondrichthyes; Myliobatiformes; Dasyatidae. Gene Ontology annotation, cellular component: cell surface.